GCACUUCCAUGAAAGCAGGCAUCUGACUUACCAAUGUUCAUCCUUCUCCUCAUGCUGUGUUCUGUUCACACGGACAAACAGGUCAACCAGUUGGAGAAGUUCAAUCUGAAGAACCGGGCGCUGAAGGUCCAGGAGAAGAAGCUCCUGCAGCAGCUCCAAAGGAAGAAAGAGCUGGGAAAAGUGGAGUAUGAGGAUUUCUUCCAGGAGUACAAUGAGCCGAGAGUUGAAAAGAACCUGGAUGAACUUCAGAUCAACAGUCUGAAGGUGCAGCGUGUCCUCAGCUCGCACAAGGAGAAGCUGCAAAGGGUCACGUUGGAGUCCACAGAGUUGAGCAGUGACAUCAGCAGAAGGAGACAGCUGCUGGCAAAACUCGAGGAGGAGAUACAGCAAGCUGAGGAGGUUUGGUGUUGA
Messenger RNA from Stegastes partitus (bicolor damselfish), 411 nucleotides. RefSeq names its product cilia and flagella associated protein 263 (gene cfap263). NCBI's taxonomy places the organism in Eukaryota, Metazoa, Chordata, Actinopteri, Pomacentridae. Bases 34 to 411 code for a protein of 125 amino acids. The transcript has 3 exons. The record is from RefSeq and is a predicted model, not a curated record.